Molecule: messenger RNA, 1405 nt
Organism: Otolemur garnettii (small-eared galago)
Lineage: Eukaryota; Metazoa; Chordata; Mammalia; Primates; Galagidae
Gene: RNF126
Product: ring finger protein 126
Exons: 9
Coding region: 119-1060 (313 amino acids)
Biological process (GO): protein ubiquitination
Cellular component (GO): cytoplasm
Molecular function (GO): ubiquitin protein ligase activity
Source: RefSeq, a predicted model, not a curated record
CCGCCCCAUACCGUGCGUGCCGUGCGUGAGCGUGCGCGUCGGCCGGCGAGGGAGUAGCAAACGGCCAGCGGCGGACGCCGCGCGGGGGGCGGGCAGAGCGGAGGAGGCGGCGGUGGCCAUGGCCGAGGCGUCGCCACAGCCCGGACGAUACUUCUGUCACUGCUGCUCGGUCGAGAUUGUUCCACGCCUGCCGGAUUAUAUCUGCCCAAGAUGUGAGUCUGGCUUUAUCGAGGAGCUUCCAGAGGAGACCAGAAAUACAGAAAAUGGUUCUGCCCCCUCCACAGCCCCCACGGACCAGAGCCGGCAGCCAUUCGAAAAUGUGGACCAGCACCUCUUCACGCUGCCACAGGGCUAUGGACAGUUUGCUUUCGGCAUCUUUGACGACAGCUUUGAGAUCCCCACAUUCCCUCCUGGGGCUCAGACUGAUGACAGCAGGGACCCUGAGAGCCGGCGGGAGAGAGAACACCCAUCCCGGCACCGGUAUGGCGCCCGGCAGCCCCGGGCCCGCCUCACCGCGCGGAGGGCCACCAGCCGGCAGGAAGGCGUCCCCACGCUGGAAGGGAUCAUCCAGCAGCUGGUCAGCGGCAUUAUCACUCCUGCCACCAUCCCCAACCUGGGCCUGGGUCCCUGGGGUGUCCUGCACUCGAACCCGAUGGACUACGCCUGGGGGGCCAACGGCCUGGAUGCCAUCAUCACGCAGCUCCUCAAUCAGUUUGAAAACACGGGCCCCCCACCAGCAGACAAGGAGAAAAUCCAGGCCCUUCCCACCGUCCCUGUUACCGAGGAGCAUGUAGGCUCUGGGCUCGAGUGCCCUGUGUGCAAGGAUGAUUAUGCGUUGGGCGAGAGUGUGAGGCAGCUGCCCUGCAACCAUCUGUUCCAUAAUGGCUGUAUCGUGCCCUGGCUAGAGCAGCACGACAGCUGCCCCGUCUGCCGAAAAAGCCUCACAGGACAGAACACAGCCACGAACCCCCCAGGCCUGACGGGGGUGAGCUUCUCCUCCUCAUCCUCAUCAUCCUCCUCCAGCUCACCCAGUAAUGAGAAUGCCACAAGUAACUCCUGAGCCCACUGCACCCCCGAAGCCGCUGGGACAGCUCCGGUCCUCCCCUGCCCACCCUUGGUUCUGUCACACCACUGCAGCACCUACAGAUGUGCUUGGUCGGUCAGCGCCCAGCGGGCCCCAGGGUGGGACCAGGGCUUGGUAGCCUGGCCCUCAGCCCCAGAGGGAUAUCCCGCUCACUGGCUGCUCCCAGCUCGGAGGGGUGCGGGCCACAGGGUCCCCUCCAGGGGCGUCCGCAGCCUCCCUGUCCCCUCUGUCUCUAACUUCACCCUCUAAAUGUUCGACUGCGGAAAGGUUUUUAUAAUUUUAAAUUAUUACUGCUUUGAAAUAAAUGGACGUUUUAGCUCA